Molecule: messenger RNA, 2060 nt
Organism: Metopolophium dirhodum (rose-grain aphid)
Lineage: Eukaryota; Metazoa; Arthropoda; Insecta; Hemiptera; Aphididae
Product: U3 small nucleolar RNA-associated protein 6 homolog
Exons: 9
Coding region: 151-1857 (568 amino acids)
Biological process (GO): maturation of SSU-rRNA from tricistronic rRNA transcript (SSU-rRNA, 5.8S rRNA, LSU-rRNA)
Cellular component (GO): small-subunit processome; Pwp2p-containing subcomplex of 90S preribosome
Molecular function (GO): snoRNA binding; protein binding
Source: RefSeq, a predicted model, not a curated record
GUUAAAACUUAUAAUUACUUAAGCUUGCUGUGUAAAUAGGUGUUUUAUUACUUUGCCGGACAUCGUUUUAUUUAAAUAGGUAGGUAGCAACACUAAAAACAAUAUCCGGUGAAUUGACAAAGUUUCUAUUAUUCUGAUUGUUAUCCCAGAAUGGCGGAAUCAGUACAAAGACGCAAGGAGAAUUUUAUAAAUGGAGAACUUCCAUUACUUAAUUCGGUCUUUAACGAUGAUCAUGUGGGUUAUAUAGUGUAUCAACGACAAAGUCAUGAGCAUAGAGUAACGCGUCGAAACAGAAGCAAGUCAGAUUUUAUUAAUUUCAUCAAUUUUUUGAAAUCUGUUAUCAAGGAAGUUAAAAAGAUGAAUCCAGAUUCAAAUACUUUUAAACUCAUUAAUCUUCACAAUAACAAAAUCAUUCUUCUUUAUCGUGCGGCUCUUAAAUAUUUCAAUUAUGAUCUAUCAGUCUGGACUAAAUACAUCCAAUUCCUGAUGAAACAUAAAAAUCCAACAAUGGUACAGAAAGUUAUAGACCGUACCUUGUUAUUACAUGGUAAGAUUUCAGAUUCAUUGUAUAUUUAUGCAAUAGAAAUAGAGAUUGGAUUUUUAAGAAAUAUCCAAAAAGCAAGAGAAAUGUAUACUAGUGGAUUACAAUUACAUAAGUAUUCAUCAAAUUUAUAUUUUGAAGCUUUUAAUUGUGAACUUACUAAUUCAAAAAUGCUCAUUCAAGAGGUGUUGAAAUCAGGAAAAGAGCUGGAUUCAUAUGAUCCUGCGUUAGAUGUUUCUCUAGCCAAAGUUAUUUUUGAAUCAGCCGUUCAAAAUGUAAAAGAGGACACUGAUCUUUUCUUUCAAAUGUAUCAUGCAGCUAUUCAAUAUCAUUUUUCUUUAGAUUUAUCUAAAGAAAUCAAAAAAUUUAUGUCAACUACAUUUAACAUGGAUCCAAAUUAUUGGGAUACUUUGGCUUUAAAUGAACUGUUUGAAACUACUAACACCUAUCAAAACAUGAAUAUUAUAAAAUGUCUUAGUAGAUAUAACGCUGCAUUGUCAAUAGUUGAUACUGAUGAGAUGUGGGAUAAGUAUUUAAUCACUAUGAUCAAAAUAUUAUAUGAUGCUGGUCUUACAGAAAUUAAUAAAAUCGAUUUAAUUAAAGAAUCUCUUCAUUGCGCUCACAAGAAAAAUAAAUUGAAACCAAAUCAUUAUAUUCAUUUGAUAUUUAAUUCAAAAGGUUCAAUGCCCCUGGACAUUUUAGAUUGGGCCGUUGAAGCAUAUCCAAAUGACAUACGUAUCUUAGAAGUGCAUAUACAAUUUAAAUUAACCAAUAAAGAUGAACUAGUUGCUUACGAGUUAUUUAAAGAAAAUGCUAAUGAAGUUUCACCCACUAUGUGGCUUAUAAUUAUUAAAUAUUUUUCAAAUAAACCACAGAUAUGGCAUAUUUUCAACAUAGCAUUUGGAGAUGAAUCUUUGUGUUCUAACAAAGUAAAAAAAAAGAUUGCAAAUGAGUAUUUGUUGUGGUUAAGUAAAAAUAAAUCUUUGAAUGAUGCUCGAAAUGCAUACUUGUUGUUGAACACAAACAACAGUUGUGAUGCAAGUCUGUGCAAGACUAUGGUAACUCUAGAAACUGGACAACAAAUAAUAGACGUCAGCAGGAUUAGGCAGCAUUUUACUUUAGCAUGCAUGCAGUUUGGUAAAACCGAUAUCGAUUUGUGGAUGGAACGAAUUUACUUUGAGCUAAAUUACGGGUCACUAAAACUUGUUAUCACAACAUAUCACCAAGCGCUGAAAACUUUGAAUAAUGAGGAGUCUCAUAAAUUUGCUGAAUUACUGAAGGAGUAUUCUACGUUAAAUUCAAUUUGUAACCCUUGAUAACUACAUAAUAAUAUUAUAAUAUUUACAUUUCAAGAUUUUAUAAAAUAUAUAAUAUUAGCUAUAGUUUGAUGUUUUAAGCCAAUUCAUUUGAAAUAAUUAUAUUUUUAAGUGUUGCUAUGGAACUCUUUCAUGAAUUUCAUUAUCUAUUAUUUGUAUUCCUUUCAGAUCAUUCUUUAAUAUUAUUGUUUGCAGUAUCUACA